ACUGCAUACAAGUCAACUAACUGAAAAGCCAAAGCCUCUUGUAAGAAUAUUAAACUCGUAUUGUAUAUUCUAAUAGUUCCUCGUAAAAAUCAUUUCGACCAAAUUUCAUUAUGACGCAGAAACCUGUUCUCAUCUCCGGCGCCGGAUUGGCUUCGCUUCUCCUGGCGCGAUCUCUGCUGCUCUCAAAUAUUCCAUUUCAAGUCUUUGAGCGCGAUGCAUCAAUCUCUUUCCGUGGUCAGGGUUACCGCCUGCGUCUUUCUUCUGAGGGUCUAGAUGCAAUUGAAUCCGUCCUCGAUCCGCCAGCUUUUCAGCGCUUCUAUGACGUCUGUGGGAAAACAGGUGGGAGCGGAUUUGUGGGUUUCGACGCUGUCACAGGGGAGAUACUAGAGGAGAACCCAGGCGGCGAAACCCUUGGGUCGCGGGGUGGGAAGAUUGUGGGCAUUUCUAGGGGUGACAUGAGAAGACUGUUCAUGGAAGGGUGCGAGGACUUUGUACAAUUCAACAAGCACGUUAAAGGGUACGAAUUGACAGAUGGUGGCGUUCGCGCCAUCUUUGCCGAUGGGACGAAAUCGGUUGAAGGGGCCCUGCUCGUUGGGGGUGAUGGCAUCAAGUCGAUAGUCGCUAAGCAGGUGUCUGGCGGUCUGCUCAAAGUUUUCGACACGGGAGCAAGGGGAAUACAUGGACAAGCACCUACAACAGCAUUCAAAGGUCUAGGUGAAGGUGUGUUUCGACUCCUUGACCAGUCAAAACCUGGACGUGGGAUCUCUAUCAUCACAAACGUUCGUCCAGAUGAUAUGGGUGAUCCAAAUGUUGAAUUUGGAUGGACUUUGGCUUCCGUGCCUGGCGUCAUCAAGGCGCCGAAUGACGACUACACGACUGUUGGCAAGGUGGCAGCUGAUAUUGCUAAAUCGCUCACGAAUGACUGGCAUCCCCGCUUCAAGCCUUUAUUUGAUGACAUGAAUGAAUCAGAAGCGGCUUUCUGGAAGAUUACCUGUUCCACCCCCAGAGGCGUGCCAGAAUGGCCCAAUGUACCUCGAGUCACCGUUAUUGGAGACGCGGCACAUUCAAUGACACCAGCUGGUGGCAUUGGUGCCAACACGGCCGUGAGAGAUUCGGCUUUAUUGGGACGAUUGCUCCGCGAGGCUGGUGGUUACAAUGACGGUGUGACGGCGGCAUAUGAGAAAGAGAUGAGAGUAUACGCGAGCGAGGCUGUAAGAACAAGCUACGGCCUGGCAACAAAGCACUUCAAAGUCCAGAUCGACGAGUCAUCUCAAACGGUCUAGGCAAAAGGAAGAUAGAUGGAAACAUGUUGCCCUUUUUUUGCAUUAGAUAAAUUUAUGCUACUCAAUACAUUCCUUGCUUGCGCUUUUUUUAUCAUCCAAGUUCUGGUGAACGCGCACCCCUGACAAAACAAUACAGUCUAGGUGUCCCGCGCACGAGGUUCUAAACCAGGCAUAUUUUGACCUCGAAGAGAAAAAGUGGGAUAAAUGGCUACUUCUAAGGCUGGAGGGGCCAGAAUAAGG
Messenger RNA from Talaromyces proteolyticus, 1523 nucleotides. RefSeq lists its product as uncharacterized. The transcript has a single exon. NCBI's taxonomy places the organism in Eukaryota, Fungi, Ascomycota, Eurotiomycetes, Eurotiales, Trichocomaceae. The coding region runs from base 111 to 1283 and encodes 390 amino acids. The record is from RefSeq and is a predicted model, not a curated record. Gene Ontology annotation, molecular function: FAD binding.